Nicotiana tabacum (common tobacco) is the source of this 982-nucleotide messenger RNA. Lineage: Eukaryota; Viridiplantae; Streptophyta; Magnoliopsida; Solanales; Solanaceae. The record is from RefSeq and is a predicted model, not a curated record.
UAGUUAUUCUGAGUUCGCUUUGAGUUUUGACUAGUUUUUGUAUGCACAGCUUCCUCUUCUGAUGAUCUUCAUGCGUUUCUCGAGGCUUGUGGGCUGCCUAAUCAAUGUUGUAAUUAGGCUUGUUGAGUUCUUUGUCCUCGUUUUCGACUAAUUUGUAUUUGGGCUCAUUUUCAUCCUUUCUUCAUGGACUUGGGGCUGUGACUUAUGCUUCAAAUGAAUUCUGCAAAGACUGUUUUUGUUCAGUAGCAACACUAAUUAACUUUUCAUCAUUAAAAUACAUUACAAUGCUAACAAUGAGGUCUGUUCAAAUCUCAGCGGAGGCAAGAAAACACUAGGUGAUUUCUUUCCAUUUGCCUAAGUCUUGUUGGCUGAGUUAUCCGGUACGUUCGUUGGGGUAUCAAACCCGAACGAACAAAAUGUUGAAUUGAAUCGUACCGGAGGUUAUUCAGAGGAAUAGUUGAGGCCAUGGGUUUGUGGACAUUGCUCGAGGGCUGCUUACUUCUUGCAAAUGCACUUGCGAUAUUGAACGAAGAUCGUUUCCUUGCUCCAAGAGGAUGGAGCUUCCAGGAAUAUUCAGGGGUCAGAAGAAAUUCAUUCAAGGGCCAGCUACUUGGUCUUAUUUAUGCAACUCAAUAUCUGAGAGUUCUUCUCAUACUCUUCAACACACUUUGUAUUGUUGUAAAGUUUGUAUCUGGAUGAUGAUUCUAGCGUGAGACACUGAAGUUCAUAGAUGGAAGGGUUCAGAAAGCUUCCUUGAGGAAAAACACCAACUCUAGUCGCAUCUUGGUAGAUACCCUGAUACAAACUAAUCUUCUUCGAUUAGUUUCUCGGUCUUUAUGGACACGACUGUUGUAAAAUAGGUCAUCAGUGCCUACCUCUGCAUGUUCUUAUUCAAGAAUCAUGUUCUUGGAGUCUAAGCUCUCUUUUUUGCACUGCUGCAUAUUUUGAUUUCACAUAAGAUAAUCUUCUUAGAGUUUGCUAA